This is a messenger RNA of Mobula hypostoma (lesser devil ray), 3712 nucleotides long. RefSeq names its product BTB/POZ domain-containing protein KCTD16-like. Gene Ontology annotation, molecular function: protein binding. Lineage: Eukaryota; Metazoa; Chordata; Chondrichthyes; Myliobatiformes; Myliobatidae. The record is from RefSeq and is a predicted model, not a curated record. Gene Ontology annotation, biological process: protein homooligomerization; regulation of G protein-coupled receptor signaling pathway. Gene Ontology annotation, cellular component: signaling receptor complex; presynaptic membrane; postsynaptic membrane. The coding region runs from base 240 to 1517 and encodes 425 amino acids. The transcript is spliced from 2 exons.
CGUCGGCUCCGAACUCCCCCGCAGGAAAGCAGCUUGGACCGGGUCAGUCUGUGUUACCCGAACCUCUCAACUUGCCCUAGCACAUACGCUCGCCCGCUCCUGCGGUGAGAAAGGAAGCCGGGACUCGCACCGAGCCAGUGCCGGGAGGGAGAGAGGGAGGGAGAUCCUGGACACUUCGGCCGGUGCGGAGAGCACAGGGCUCGGUCAGCCGGCCAGAAGUCGCUGGCGGCCGGUUGGUGAUGGCGUUAAAUGCCAAUUGCAGGACAACAGCCGUGCCAGCCCGGGACAGCGGCGGAGCGCUGCCCGAAGUGGUGGAGUUGAAUGUGGGUGGUCAGGUGUACUUCACUCGGCUCUCCACCCUCACUAGCCUCCCUAAUUCAGUGCUCGGCAAGAUGUUCGGCCACAAGAGGAACUCCGGCAGCCCAGAACUGGCCCGAGACAACCGUGGACGCUUCUUCAUCGACAGGGACGGCUUCUUGUUCCGCUACAUCCUGGAUUACCUGCGCGACCGCUCUGUGGUCCUGCCCGAUCUCUUCCCGGAGAAGAUGCGUCUCAGACGGGAGGCUGAGUUCUUCCAACUGCCCGAUUUGGUUCGGAUGCUGAGUCCGGACGAGAGGCAGAGUCCCGGCCUCGAAGACCCAUUGCACAGCGACCAGGAUGAGCUGUCCCAGGGCAGUGACCUUCCACGGGGUGUGAGCCAGACAGCCGAGCGCAGGGCAGGAUUUAUCACCCUCGGUUACCGGGGCUCCUGCGUUCUGGGGCGGGACAGCAUGCAAGGCGACGCCCGGCUCUUCCGCCGGGUACCUCGAAUCCUAGUGUGUGGCCGCAUCGGGCUCCUCAAGGAAGUGUUCGGAGAUAAUGUGAACGAAAGUAGGGACCCAGACCGGACACCGGACAGGUACACGUCCCGCUUCUAUCUUCGCUACCGGCAACUCGAAAGAGCAUUCGACACGCUGGCCGAGGCAGGCUUCACUCUGUUAGGCAGCAAUUCGUCCGUCACCGGCUCAGCCUGCGGCCAGGCAAUCGAUGAUAGGGCAUGGAGCAGCUACACCGAGUACCUCUUCUACCGUGGCUCUUCUCGUUGGCCUUCACCUCACUGUGAAUGUGGCUGCCGGAAUGAUAAAAGUGAAAGGGAUGGAGAGAGUGUAACGUCGUGCAAUGAACUGUCCACCUCGAGUUGCGACAGCCAGUCUGAGGCCAGCUCGCCACAGGAGACAGUGAUCUGCGGCCCAGUGACCCGGCAGUCCAACAUCCAGACCCUGGACCGGCCGGCCAAGAAAGGGCCGGUGCAGCAGGUGCAACAAAGCGAAUUUCGCAGGAAGAGUGAUCUCCUGAGGAUGCUCACCAGUGGAUCCCGGGAGUCCAACACGAGCAAAAAGAAAGUCAAAGAAAAACUGACUAUUGAAGAGGAGCUGGAGAAAUGCAUCCAAGAUUUUCUUAAAAUUAAAAUACCUGAUAGGUUCCCAGAACGGAAGUAUCCAUGGCAACUAGAACUGCUACGGAAGUACCACCUAUAGGCCAGGUCCUUGCACAGGACAGCCUUCUCUUCCAUGCUUCUGGGCUCUCCUGGGUCCGUCUUUCCCUGUUCCCAAGCUGCAGCUAUUUUCCUCUCCACCACGCACCUGGUCCCUCAUUGCACCAUGUUUCCUCCUCCGAGCUUUAGACGGCUUUCUUCUCUCAUCGCCAACUAUGUCCGAAAAGUGUUCAUCUCUUUCACUAAGUCCCAAGCUAAACGAGGACAAGGUCAUUAGGGAGACGUGCUUGAGUUCUGAUCGCUUAUACGUUGCUGAUCAAACUUCAUUGGAAAUCUGAAUCACUAAUAUUACAUUCUGAGAGAGUGAGAUAAAUGGGACAGGGGAUCGUGUCGCAUUUUAAACUUUCAGACACCCCACUUAAAAAUGGAAGCAAAAUACUUGUUCUGAAAAUCAACAGGGAGCCAAUGUGUUCCUGCUCGUACUGGUCUCUUGGUUCUGGCUCUCUCCUGCUCCCUGCUCUGAUACCUGCAUGUAUUUAAGUGUGCAGAUUGUGAAUCAGACUUCAGUUACCGUGCUAUUCAUUGUAAUAUUAUUAGUAUUUAUCACAGAAAAAAAGAUCUGUUCUCACUUGGAAGUGCUGUCAAAAAGAAAUUAAUUUACUCAACAGUUCCAUUGCGAAAUAUCUUACAGCUGCAUCACAAGCGAAUUUCACCAGCUUGCUUAAAUUAACAAAGAUAUAUGCAUCUUAGAAGAAAAAGCACAUUGAAAGUUUUGACUACAUUGUGUCAGUAAUGAGGGUCUAAGCAGAGAUUCCAUACACUGACUGUUCAAGUGCCCGACUCUAAAGUGAAGGAUCCAUUUUUACUCUAGAUUCCAGUGGCUGCAGAAGUUGCCAUUCGCUCUUCCUUCUACAGGAAUAGUUUGGUGCAAAGCAGAUUUAGCCAAACAAAAUGUGACUGUGAGAUUCAGUAUUCACUGUGUGAUGUUUUAAUUGGAUAAUGACUGACAGUCUAUUGAUGAAUAGUAUUCUUAUCUUGGAGAUCUGUGGAACUCUCUUGCAACGUGUGACUUUUUAUUUCCAGUAAGUUUGUGAUACUUAUUUCCCUGCUGGGAUGUUGAAGCACAAGUCUGUCUCUUCCAUGAAAUACUGCUACAAUGGUGGGUCUCUGAUGAUCAGUUUACCAAUUUCAGGUUAAGAUCAUGAAAUAAAACCCUUUUGAGGGCUAUGUUAGUAUCCCUGCACUGUGUAUGAACUUAAUAGAAUAUUUAUAUUUCAAUUGUUUGAAUGUUUGGUACUGAAAGCUGUGAUUUAUGUGUUAUGCUUUGGUCUCUUUGUGGUCUGUGCCCCUUGUUAUUAUAUUAGUGCAGAAUCUAGAAAUGAAUAAACCACUUCUUAGAGGGUUAAUUAAAUAAAACAACACAUAUCAUCUGUUCCUCCCCCUCUCUUUCAGUUGGAUACAAAGAAAAGGGAUCAUAAAUCUUACAAAGGGCCAACUGAAUAAUGGCAGGCAUAUAGGUGCAUUAUCAAGGGAGUUUUAUUGUCACUUUUUAACUCACUGUCUUUUAAAUGUGCAAUAAGAUGAUGUAAUUUCGUGUUGGUUGAAAAUAUCAGUCAUUUUGCGUGAUGUCAUUGUGACAAAUACAAUCUGAGGGUCUUCUAGGUUAUUUUUUCCAACUGUAGGAAGGCCCUUUAAAGGACACACCUCAUUUUGUUUCAGUUAUUUUGCUUACCAGUUGGAAAUGUGGUUUUUCCUCACUGUAAUAAUAUCAUUUGUGCUGAGGAAUGACAUCCAAAGUAUCACCUUUCAAAUAAGAAAGCCCAUUCUGGAUUGAGACACGGGUUCAGCACAUGUCUUGUCAGUGGCAAAUUAUUGACAGAAAAGUAUUGCCAAUUUGGCAGUUCCAGCCUCUACUUUUUUGAUCAUCGAGAUCACUCAUGUCAUUUCAAGUAAUAAUUUGAAAUCAGCUGAUUCCAAAGGCCACCAAGACACCAUUUUAGACUGUUGGGCUUACUGGAUUCUGUAGUAUGCUGGCUUUUGUGAAUUAAGGUGAUAUAUUACACAGUGUUCUUGAAUACCUCCAUCUAACUGGUCAAUCUUUCUGUGGUACUGCACUGUUCUGGUUUACAAAUUACGGACACUAAAGAAAUGUGUGACUGACAGCUUGUAAUGUUUGAAAAUGUGUAUAAUUUAAAUAUACAGUAUAUUGAAAUGCACAAUAUUUAUAAAUAAAGAUAU